Molecule: messenger RNA, 345 nt
Organism: Candidula unifasciata
Lineage: Eukaryota; Metazoa; Mollusca; Gastropoda; Stylommatophora; Geomitridae
Source: the annotation of a GenBank genome assembly
GUUGUCAUGGCAACAAACAGAAUUGAAACUUUGGAUCCAGCCUUGAUCAGGCCCGGUCGCAUUGAUAGAAAAAUUGAGUUCCCACUUCCUGACGAGAAGACCAAACGUCGCAUCUUCACGAUCCACACCAGCCGCAUGACACUGGCUAGUGAUGUCAACAUUGAAGACUACGUCAUGUCCAAGGAUGAUCUGUCAGGGGCUGAUAUCAAGGCCAUCUGCACAGAAGCUGGUCUGCUGGCGCUGCGAGAACGACGCAUGAAGGUUAUGAAUGAAGAUUUCAAGAAAGCCAAGGAAAAUGUUUUGUAUCGUAAAAAUGAAGGAACUCCUGAGGGACUUUAUCUGUAA